Messenger RNA from Cladophialophora bantiana CBS 173.52, 480 nucleotides. RefSeq lists its product as uncharacterized. The coding region runs from base 1 to 480 and encodes 159 amino acids. The record is from RefSeq and is a predicted model, not a curated record. The transcript has 2 exons. Lineage: Eukaryota; Fungi; Ascomycota; Eurotiomycetes; Chaetothyriales; Herpotrichiellaceae.
AUGAGAGCCCCUUCCGUUGCAUUGAUUCUCGGUUUCGGCCCUGAAUCGGAGCCUCUCAACUCCAAGACGGCCGGGGGCUUCCUCUCUCUCAAAGCAGAUUUCACCAAGCCGGACUCGAUCCCCCCACUAUUCGCUGCCGUCAGGGACGAGUUCCAUGCGUCUCCCAGUGUCGUCGUCUACAAUGCCGCAGUCCGUACGCCGCCACCUGUCAAGGAGUCCGUGUUCUCGACUCCAGCCGAGACAAUCGUGUCAAACUUGAGCGUCAACAUCAUCAGCCCUUAUGUGGCCGCCCGACAGGCUAUCAGCGGAUGGGCAUUGCUGCCGAAUGAGACCAAGAAGACGCUCAUAUACGUAGGCAAUAUCCUGAACGUGUGCGUUGUGCCCUCGCCGAUCAUAAUGACUCUGGGCAUGGGCAAGUCCGCCUCGGCGUAUUGGAUCGGGCUUGCCGACGACCUGUACUCCACCCUGGGCUUUCAGUGA